CAAAAUGUUCUACUUUGGAGAGGUGGUCUUUAUAUCGAUCCAAAUAAAACCAAAACAAAAUUAAUUUCUUACCAAACAAACACAUUCGGUCAACCCAGACCCACCACCACAAAUCGCCACCGUACCACCCAAAACCUCCGGCAAUCGCCACCAUAUCUACUAUCAUCAUAAAUUCAAAGCUAAUCCCCCCAAACCCAAUAAAAUAAAAUACAAAAUAAAUUAAUAAUGAAAAGCCCAGGUGAGAAAAAUGGACUUGAAUCAAAGAAAAGAGAGCAAGGUGAAAGUGAAAGUAAGGUAAAGAAGAAAGUUAGAAUUGUGAAGAAAAUAGUGAAGAAAAAAGUGAUUAAAAAGGUACCUAAACGUUUAUUAGUUGUUAAAGAUAAUGAUAAUUUAGAUAAUAAUGUUGUUAGCCCUAAUGAUAAUAUUAGUGAUUUAGUAGUAGAUAAUGAAGUUGUAGUAAAUGAAAAGGGUAAUCUUGUUGCUGAGAAUGUGAAGGAGGGUGAGGCUAGUGGUAGCGAAAAAGGCGGGUUUUGUAAGGAUAAUGUUAGUAUGGAAAUUGAGAAUGUGAAAGAGGUUGAGGUUAGUGGUAGGGAAAAGAGUGUUUGUUUGGUCGAAAACGAUGAUUCUUUGACGGGUUUUGAAAAUUUCGGUAGCUUUAAGGGGAAUGAUAAUAUUGUUAUGGAAACCGAGAAACUUAAUGUUGCUGAUAAGAAGGAAGUUGAGGUUAGUGAUAGGGAAAAUAGUGUUUGUUUGGUCGAAAACGAUGAUUCUUUGAUGGGUUUAGAAAAAGUUGCUAGCUUUAAGGGGAAUGAUGAUGUUGUUAUGGAAGUCGAGAAGUUUGAUGUUGGUAAAAAGGAAGUUGAGGACAGGAAGGAGGUUGAGGUUAUAGAUAGGGAAAAAGUUAGUGUUGGUUUGGUUGAAAGUGAUGAUUCUUGUAGGGAUGAAAGUGAGGUUAGUGGUUUCGUGAGUUCGUCAAUGUUGGUUGAUCGCGAUCGGAUUGAAUUGGAAGAUGGUGUUAACACUAUGGAUGUAGUGGAACAUGAAGGUGAGGAGGAUGAAGAGAGUUACCAAACGGAUGUUGGAGUAAGUGAAAGUGUAAAAGUUGAAGAAAAUGUGAAGGAGAUUUUGGUGAAUAGUGAAACAGAUGGUAUGAAAUCACGGGAAGCUGUUAAUGAGACGAGAGAAUGGAGUGAAGAAAUGGUGGUAUCGUGGUGGCGUAUGAAGCAAAGGACAAAGAUUUUUAUCCAUGGGUUGUGUAAUGAGACAAAGGAAGAAGAUAUUAGAAGAGUUUUUGAAGAGUUAGGUGAGGUUGUUGAAGUGAAAAUAAUAACAAAUUUCAGAUCAGGGAAAAGCAGGGGGUUUGGCUUUGUUAGAUUUGCUUCAGGAGAGCUUGCUAAUUUGGCCUUGACAAAAUUCAGCAAUGUCGAGAUUUGUGGAAGCAUGUGUCACACAGCCGUUGUUGAAGGGAAGGAUACUAUUUUACUGAGUAAUAUUGAUAACGAGUGGAACGACCAAAAUGUCCUUGCAUUGCUGCAGGAAAUUGGCAUCACAAAAAUAAAUGAAGUCACAGUUGUACCCGACUCUGAAAACACUGAGCUGAAUCGUGGAUUUGCUUUUGUUGAAUUUGAAACAAAAAGGGAUGCUCAAAUGGCUUACCUUACACUUCAAAACAAAAAUGUUUUUGGGAAACAUUCAAAAAUAAAAGCUGGAUGGGCCAAGUCAGUGGCUGAUCCGGUCGAAGAAGAGAUGCAUAAUAUCAAAUCGGUUUAUGUUGAACAGUUACCUUCCUCAUGGAACGAAAAGGAAGUGAGAGACCAUUUCAAAAUGUUUGGUGAAAUUGAAAGCAUUGCUCUUGCCAAAAAUCUCUGGUCAACUAAGAGAAACGACUUUGCUUUUGUCAAUUACAAGACAUGUAAGGCUGCCCUUUCGUGUAUAGAGACAUUGAGUUGCAAGAAGUCAACUGGGUACAGUGACCCACAGGCACAUCUGAAGGUUUCUCUUGCAAAGUCAGUGCCAAAAGGCAAGUCAAUCAAGACCAUUCCUGAGUCUGUUGUUACCCAGUCUACUAAGGUUAGCCAAAAAGCAAAUCAAUCAAGACCAUCUCAGAGUGGAUAUCAAAAGCUAAGCCAGUCAAGACCAUCUCAGAGUGGAUACCAAACGGCAAGCCAAUCAAAUCCAUCUUGGAGUGGAUAUCAAAAGGCAAGCCAUUCAAGACUAUCUCAAACAUAUUUAGGUGUCAACAAUAACAAUAUGAAGGUAUCGAAUGUUAUUAGACAUGAAGCUGGUAUAAAAGAUGGGGCAUCUUCAACUACCAAUGAACUUGUACAGCUUUUAAGGGAACAGGCAUCAUGGAAGCUAGCUGGAUCAAGUCCAACUGCAGGCUUGAGCAUUGGUCAUCAACAACCCUUCUCUGGCAGAAAGCAAGUGGUCACAGAACUGGGGAGCAGACCAUUAUAUCAUGAUCCUCGAGCAUACCACCAAACCCAUCUUCAAAUUCCUAAUGCUAUACAUAACAGGCAAAGAGCGACGUACUUGCCUCAUUAUGAUCCGCAACGUGCUCAUCACACUGCUGGGUCAUUCAAUAUGGUCGAAGCUAAUCCUAGUCACUUUCAGAUAAGAGACCAAAUGACUUACCCUGCAAGUGGUAGUGUAUACAGGCGAAUGCGUUAGUUGUUGCAGAGAUGUGCAGGACUUGCUAACUUCUAAGGCGGCAUUGUCUAUGGAGGCUGCUCUAUUCAUAUGAGGUCAAAAUGUUGAUGUACGAAUACCUUGGUUACAUAUACCAAAAUAUUAAUGCAGAGUUCAAGUAAAUAUCGGGUCUUUUAAUGUUAAAAAGUUAUAGUUUGUGCUCUUUGUACAUCUAACGUAUUCACAGAAAAAAUGUUUUCUUUACGACCAUGCAAAAUUAAUGUGUAA
Messenger RNA from Erigeron canadensis, 2916 nucleotides. RefSeq names its product multiple RNA-binding domain-containing protein 1-like. Gene Ontology annotation, cellular component: nucleus. The transcript is spliced from 11 exons. The coding region runs from base 226 to 2670 and encodes 814 amino acids. Lineage: Eukaryota; Viridiplantae; Streptophyta; Magnoliopsida; Asterales; Asteraceae. The record is from RefSeq and is a predicted model, not a curated record. Gene Ontology annotation, molecular function: mRNA binding.